CACUUGGCUUCUUUUUGCCUUAAUCGACAGCGUCGUAACACCGAAUCCUUUAUUGUUACACAUCUAGACCUUACUUUUUAUAUAUAUAUAUAUAUAAAUAUAUAUAUAUAUUCAGUUAUGAUUUCAUGUCUACCAACCCACACGACCAUAAACAAUCCCCGAUUAAGACGAACCUUAUGGAACUCAAUAUUCAAUAUCAAGUUUAUUGCAUCCCUAGUAAUAAUAGUCAUCGCAACAUUCCUCAUCGCAUGUCGACUCGAAGCUAAUGCUAGGGUAUUCCCACAAGAGUGGGUCUCACCUCGACAACCACAAAUCAACUAUCCACUUUCAAACUGUCUCAAUCUACCAAAUAAUAGUCCAUACCGUCAUGGCCAAGCAAGCCACACAAUUUCGAUUACACCAGGAGUUCCUCUUUGGAGAGCAGACACUUGCUACGAUUUUGCAGGUCUCAUCAAACCCUCUAUCAAACCAGUCCUACAGGAUACUAUCUUUCAUACCUAUUGGUCUACAAAUAUCACUGGGUUUGGCGACAAACAGCUGGAUACAUUGAGAUCUUUUGUAGCUACUCAGAACCCUAACAGUACAAAAUUGUUUGUCUGGGUCCCAUCCACAGACACCAAAGCCCUGGUAUUCUCAGCCCAAUGGAAAAUGGCCCAGGAACUGGCGCCUAAACGCAUAGAAUACCGAACUAUUGAUCACAAAGCACUCACCCAAAAUACCCCUCUCGCUGAUUACGUCGAUGACUGGAGAAACCAUGUCUAUAACACACAUACUAAUCAGGACAUGCUUCUGAGGCUCUUGGUACUCAGUCAAUAUGGUGGUCUCUGGUUUGAUAUGGAUACCCUACUGGUACGAGACAUGGGUCCUUUAUUGGAAUAUGAAUGGAUAUCACAGGGUGACUGCAAAACAUCUAUGGAAGGAAACCCAUUCGAUGGCGGUUUACUGCAUUUCAAGAAACAAUCCCCUUUUGUCUGUGAGAUGCUGGAAGUCGCUGUUGACCAAUUCAAUAUCAUCAAACAAACGAACACCCGAUUUCCCGUGGAUAAUAGCCAAGCCAAGCUAUUAAAACUCACAGCAAACACGCCAGAGACAUUUGGGGCCCAGUUAUAUUAUGGUGUUUAUCGAAAUAUACUCCACCAUCACAUCAAACCCUGGUCAAGUCUGCCUUGGUGCUUUACUGACGGAACAAUGUGCAAUUCAGCUAAUGCCUUGCCCAAGCUUACCUCUGAAUCAAAGGUUGAUAGUCGACGGAUAUCACAGAUAUUUGCCUAUCGUUGGCAUGGCAAGUGGACUUCACAACCUGGUGCCCUUUACCGCUAUAUUACACACACACACCAAAAAAUUACAUCAUAAAAAUCUUGCAUCAUCUUUAUCUUUCAAGAAGAUAUCUUCCCUUGUCAUUAGCACACAUUAACACACAACAAAAGAAACCAACCUGAAUGUAGUCCCCUCUUCUGUACUUAUUUGUUAUACAUAGAAUAUAUAGAGGGCCAUACUCGGCUCUCUUCGUAAUCCUAGCAUAGACAAUAUAUAUAUAUAUAUAUAUAUACGUUAUAUUCUGCCUUCUUUUAAUUUAUAUAUAUAUUAUGUUUAUAUCAUGAGGAUACAAAG
Messenger RNA from Phycomyces blakesleeanus NRRL 1555(-), 1611 nucleotides. RefSeq lists its product as hypothetical. Gene Ontology annotation, biological process: glycosphingolipid biosynthetic process. The transcript has a single exon. Gene Ontology annotation, molecular function: hexosyltransferase activity. Lineage: Eukaryota; Fungi; Mucoromycota; Mucoromycetes; Mucorales; Phycomycetaceae. The coding region runs from base 118 to 1353 and encodes 411 amino acids. The record is from RefSeq and is a predicted model, not a curated record.